AUGUCAUCGUCAGCCGUGCAUAGCACUUUGGAUCAAUUAAAUCCAAAUUUUGUAAUCAUCGCUGAAUACUCUUCAGAUAAUGUAUCGAAAAUAUUAGCUGAAUUGUCAACUAUUAACUUAAACGUCGUUUCAAGACCCGGGUGUAAUAACGACUACGUCUAUAUUUUCACAAAAGUGAAAUUCCAAGAACAAAAAAUUGCUUUGUAUGAUCUGUUGACAAAGGUUUCUUUCAUCGAUUCAAUUAUACCUAUUUCUGAAUUUAAAAAGACCAAGCAAUUGGAAUUCUCUGUUAAAAAAUUAAUAAAAUCGAAACAUUUGAUACCAAAUGAAAGCGAAUUGUACCAUUUAGCAAAUUUGGUCAAUGAUAAAAAUCAAAUUUAUUAUUUUAUGUUCUUUAAAAAAUACAUUAAAUGGUUACGUAAUUUAUCAUUGAUAGGUUUAUUAUUCCGUUUCAUCUCAUCACCAUGGGAAUUUAACUUUGGUUACUCAGCUAUCCUUUCUUUCUCUUCAUUAUAUUUCGUGGCUUCUUGGAUAUAUCAUGAUAAAUCAAACAUUUCAAAAAAAAUCAAUUUGCAAAACCAUUUGACUCUACAUGAUAAUACCGCCACUAUGAAACUAUCAAAAUCUGUUAUAUUGAAGAAAAUUUCAUUCAUCCCAAUUAGCUUCAUAUUCAUUCUGGCUUUGGUCUCUUUCCAAUUUUUCUGUUUCUCUUUGGAAAUUUUCAUCACUCAAUUAUAUUCAGGUGGCUUAAAACCAAUUCUAACCUUAUUACCAACCAUAUUAAUUUCAGUAUUCGUACCUGUACUAACAAUGGUCUAUAACAAUUUCUUUGUUAAUCCGUUCGUUAAUUGGGAAAAUGGUCCAAAUCCAAGAAGAUCAAAAAUGGAAAAAAAUCUAUGUUUAACUUUCUUCACUAGUUACAUGCCAUUGUUCUUAACUUUGUUCGUAUAUCUACCAUUCGGUUAUUUGUUCAAUGACGAAGUGAAAGAUACUAUCAUCGUAUUGGCUAGUAAGUUCUUCAUUCCUGUGGUUCAAGAUGACUUCAUCGUUAAUAUCUCUCGUUACCAAAAACAAUUCUAUUUUUUCAUUGUCACUAAUCAAUUGGUUUUAACCUCAAUGGAAAACUUAGUACCAAUUAUAAUGAAAAAAGUCAUUCCUAUGAUAAAGAAGACUAAACAAAACAAAUUAUCCCGUUCAGAAGAGAAGAAAAUUAUCAACUCAGUAGAAUCUUCAUACACUGAAGAUUUUAACUUGUGGAAUCAAGUCAGACUAUACCAAGCUUCACAAUGGGGCGAAUUCAAUGCUGACGAGAAUUUCAAAAAGGUUAUUGUCCAAUUUGGCUAUGUUUCCAUGUUUUCAACUAUUUGGCCAUUGGCUCCAGCUGUUUUGUUCAUAAUCAAUUCCAUCAUUUACAGAGCAGACUUAUGGAGAGCUUUCAUUAAAUGCAGACCUUCCUCAAAUGUUAUCUUCGAGUAUAGAAAUUCCUCAGACGAGACUCAAAACGAUUUAUUGAACGAAGAACCUUGUCUAUGGGAUAUCGUACUUCCAAUUAAUUCGAUAUUUGGUUCAAUUAUUUGUAUGACUUUAACAUAUAUGUACAGAUACUGUAACUUACCAGGCGUUGGCUACAAAUUAUACUCUAGAUAUAGUGAUUAUUGGUACAAAGAAAACCCAAUGGAACACUCAUACCUCUCCAUUUUAUUGGCUGCUAUCAUUUUCGAACACAUUUCAAUAUUCUUUUACUACAUCUUCGUUAAAAUUUUCAAAGCAGAAAGAUACAAUGGCCAAACUGGAUAUAUACCAAACAGUAAAGCAAAAAUUCCAAAGCAAGAACUAGAUUUGUCAAAUGCUGGUGAAGAUACAAAAAAUGCUAUGAACAAGAUUAAGGAUAAUGAAUCUUUAAAGUCUAGAACUGUCGAUAACACUAUUAAUUUUCCAAAAAGUGUCACAACUGGCGCCGAAAUUAGUACGUCCAACUCUAGCGUAAGAUCAAAUACUGUAACUGAAAAAUCUCUUCCCGAUUCAAAACACUUCAGAGCAGGUCCGGUUAUCAAUACAUUACCAGAGUCGAUCGAAUCUCUUCAUACCGGUAAGAAAAGUGGAACACACACAACUCCUAGUACGACCGCAAGUAUACCAGAUGUCCUUAAAGUAUCUCAAGAAGGAUCUAACGUUGCAGGUGCAACAGUGCCGGAACCUAUUCCAACUUCAAAGAAUUACUUUCAAAGAUAUGAUGAAAAUGGAAAUUUAUUAAAAACAUCAUGGUCAGCAAUCGCUGGUAAUGGGUCUACAUUAAAUAAUAAAGAAAACAUCAACCCAAUUCUACCAUCAGAACACAAGUCUUCACUGGUUACUGCACCAUCAGGUCUACGAGAAGUUGUAAAUGCUUCAAAUAUAGCUGAACCUAGUGUCCAACAACCAGAAGUUGCCAAACCUCUUGCAGCCGCAGCUGCAGCCGCAGCAUUAGCAGCGGACGAUUCACACCGUGAACCUGUAACACCUUCAAAAGUAUCACGUAAUGACUCAAGAAGACAUUCUCAAGUGAAUACUCAUUCACAUGAAAAUAGGACACCAAAGAGCAAUGGUACUUCUGCUACGAAGGAGAGACACUCCAGUUCACAUAAGAGAAAAUCAACUGUUAUUUCUAAGCCAGAAAAACAUCUUCGUCAUUCGACAAGUAAAGAAGCAUCUUUGAAUUCAUCGAAAAGUGAUUCUAAAAAAUCGAAGGGCUUCUUAAGAAAACUGACAAAGAAAUUGUAA
This is a messenger RNA of Vanderwaltozyma polyspora DSM 70294, 2760 nucleotides long. RefSeq names its product Ist2p (gene IST2). Gene Ontology annotation, molecular function: chloride channel activity. Gene Ontology annotation, biological process: chloride transmembrane transport. The transcript has a single exon. The record is from RefSeq and is a predicted model, not a curated record. Bases 1 to 2760 code for a protein of 919 amino acids. Lineage: Eukaryota; Fungi; Ascomycota; Saccharomycetes; Saccharomycetales; Saccharomycetaceae. Gene Ontology annotation, cellular component: cortical endoplasmic reticulum.